Molecule: messenger RNA, 942 nt
Organism: Batrachochytrium dendrobatidis JAM81
Lineage: Eukaryota; Fungi; Chytridiomycota; Chytridiomycetes; Rhizophydiales
Exons: 1
Coding region: 1-942 (313 amino acids)
Source: RefSeq, a predicted model, not a curated record
AUGAUUAUGAAUUUUACUCUGGGUUUUUUGAUGCUCUUGCAUGGAAGCAUUAUAGCAUCUCCGAUUUUACCUGAUAAUGUCGAUCCACCAACACCAUCACCGCAAGCCAGUUCAUCCAAUUCUAAUAGCAAUUUACAGCUUCACAACCCAAAUCCAAAUCCCAAUCCGAAACCAAAUCCCAAAUCCAAAUCAAAGCCAAAUCCAAAUCCCAAUCUAAGGUCAAAUCCAAAUCCAAGACCAAAUCCCAAUCCAAGACCAAAUCCAAAUUUGAGAUCAAAUCCAAAUCCCAGACCAAAUCCCAGUCUAAAUCCAAAACCUAACCCAAGACCAAAUCCAAAUUUGAGAUCAAAUCCAAAUCCCAGACCAAAUCCCAGUCUAAAUCCAAAACCUAACCCAAGACCAAAUCCAAACCCCAAUCCCAAAUCAAAGCCAAAUCCAAAGUCAAAUCCAAAACUGGGAUCAAAUCCAAAGCCAAAUCCCAAUCUGAGACCUAACCCAAGACCAAAUCCCAAUCUCAAUUCGAAACCAAAUCCUAAAUCAAAGCCAAAUCCAAAUCCAACCCCUCAAGCUUCUUCGUCAAAAUCCCAAUUCCCUGUCUUUGUAGGCAGAAACGUUGAAGCCUAUUUAAGCUAUGGAUCCGUGUUGAGAAAUCAAGGUGUUUCAAUCGUUCAUACAGCACUCUCACUCAAACUUCAGCUGCUUAAACUCCAAAAAAAGUUAAAAAAGUGCCUAAAAGAAUUGGAGGCUGGUGCAGAGUCCGAUACUAAUGCAGACAGUGAAUCCGAACAGAGUGCCCAGAUUAAAGAACGUGAUGCUAAACAAUGCAAUGACAUUCAAGUAGAGAUAGAACUAUUGGAAAUGGAAAUCAAAUCUAAAACAAAAAAAGCAUCCGACUAUAUCGAUGAAAGCAACUACAUUCUCGGUAAAGUUCUGGAGGAUUAG